This is a messenger RNA of Notodromas monacha, 385 nucleotides long. The record is from the annotation of a GenBank genome assembly. NCBI's taxonomy places the organism in Eukaryota, Metazoa, Arthropoda, Ostracoda, Podocopida, Cyprididae.
AGAUCGUGUUUGCACUUGGAUUUUGGAUAUGACAUGGAGCCAGGCAGGUGUUGUUGUUCUCGCUGGAGGUGCAAAGGUCGACUCGCAAGACGAUGGAAUUCAUGUUUGUGUCGGUUUCCUCGAUGUUGGGAACGAAGAUAUUCCCGCGAGGUUCACCAAACUCUUGGAUGUGAGACGCGAAGUUGUUUCAUCGAAUUUCGAAGCGUCUUUAUCGGCGCAUCGUCUUCUUGCUGCGGGCGGGUUCCUUGCAGUGUAUCAUCCUACAUUCUUGUGUUGCCUUUCCGUUGACAAAGGUGUUGGGAAGAGGAUGACGUGUUUUCAAAUCGAAAAUGAUACGCUGGUUGGCUGGGGAGUCGCGGGAGAGUCGAAUGAUGAAGCUGCGUCU